AUGACACUCUUUGUACUAGUCAGCCUUGCGAUCUGCUUCUCAGUCGGACCCAUACUGAGCAGCACGCUCACUUACCUCGAUAUGAGAAAUUAUGUUCCCGAGUACGAUUACCGUUGGGAGAGGAUUGCAGGAAUCGUUUUCGGCAUCGGUUCAACAGGCCUAGGGAUCACUGGCAUCAUCGCUAUCGCGACUGCACCCCAUUCAACAGAGAAGAUGUACUAUUGGCUUGACGCAGUCAUUAUGUGUAACCUCCAACUUCUCACGAGCAACAAUCUCGCCCGAUUGCUGCAGAUCUUUAUCUCUCCUGGCCGGACUAUAUGGGCAGUACAUCUAGUGGCGACCUUAACUAUAAUGGACAUUGUUUCUGCGGUUGUGUAG
Messenger RNA from Alternaria atra, 378 nucleotides. RefSeq lists its product as uncharacterized. The coding region runs from base 1 to 378 and encodes 125 amino acids. The transcript is spliced from 2 exons. NCBI's taxonomy places the organism in Eukaryota, Fungi, Ascomycota, Dothideomycetes, Pleosporales, Pleosporaceae. The record is from RefSeq and is a predicted model, not a curated record.